CGGAAGUGGAGUGCAGAGCCGUGCAGAGCCGUGCUGUACGCUGUCGGUCACUGUGAUUCGGAGCCCGCGCGGUCGCUGGACCCAUCCAAGUGGCGCGAGCGGCUCUGGGCCCCUCGGGCCCCGCGGUCCAGAGGGCACCAUGGACGACAAGGAGUUAAUUGAAUACUUUAAGUCUCAGAUGAAAGAAGAUCCUGACAUGGCCUCAGCAGUAGCUGCCAUCCGGACUUUGCUGGAAUACUUGAGGAGAGAUAAAGGGGAGACACUCCAGGGCCUGAGAGCGAAUCUCACCAGUGCCAUAGAAACCCUGUGUGGCGUGGACUCUUCUGUGGCCGUGUCCUCGGGCGGGGAGCUCUUCCUGCGCUUCAUCAGCCUUACCUCCCUGGAAUACUCCGAUUACUCCAAAUGUAAAAAGAUCAUGAUUGAGCGGGGAGAGAUUUUUCUCAGGAGAACAUCACUGUCGAGAAAUAAAAUUGCAGAUCUGUGCCAUACUUUCAUCAAAGAUGGGGCGAGAAUAUUAACUCACGCCUACUCCAGAGUGGUCCUGAGAGUCUUGGAAGCAGCCGUGGCGGCCAAGAAGCGUUUCAGUGUGUACAUUACAGAGUCACAGCCUGAUUUAUCAGGUAAGAAAAUGGCCAAAGCCCUCUGCCACCUCAGUGUCCCCGUCACUGUCGUACUGGAUGCCGCUGUUGGCUACAUCAUGGAGAAAGUGGAUCUUGUCAUUGUUGGUGCUGAAGGAGUUGUUGAAAACGGAGGAAUCAUUAACAAGAUUGGAACCAACCAGAUGGCCGUGUGUGCCAAAGCACGGAACAAGCCUUUUUAUGUUGUUGCAGAAAGUUUCAAGUUUGUACGGCUCUUCCCACUAAACCAGCAAGAUGUCCCAGAUAAGUUUAAGUACAAGGCAGAUACUCUGAAGUCCACGCAGACUGGACAGGAUCUCAAAGAGGAGCACCCGUGGGUCGACUACACCUCCCCUUCCUUAAUCACACUGCUGUUUACAGACCUGGGGGUGCUGACGCCCUCAGCAGUCAGCGACGAACUCAUCAAGCUCUAUCUGUAACAGCCGGGCCCUUUCCUGCCGGCGAACAGCUGAUGCUGGGAGCAGCCUCUUGGCCCCUCAAUGAGCCAGGCCAAAACUGAAUUGUUUUUUAUGAAAUUUUAUCGACUAAGUACUUAAAAUCAUACGUCUUGGAGAAUUUUUAUUCAUUUCAGUCCCAUCUAAAAUAUGUUCAUGGUUCCCCUAGAACCCAACCUAAAUUGUGCUUAUGGUUUCCAGACACUUUCAUUCAUUUCCAGUUUCCAGAAAUACAAGUUAGAUUAUUGGC
Messenger RNA from Lagenorhynchus albirostris (white-beaked dolphin), 1322 nucleotides. It is a transcript of the gene EIF2B1, whose product is annotated as eukaryotic translation initiation factor 2B subunit alpha. Gene Ontology annotation, biological process: translational initiation. The transcript is spliced from 9 exons. Gene Ontology annotation, cellular component: eukaryotic translation initiation factor 2B complex. Gene Ontology annotation, molecular function: translation initiation factor activity; guanyl-nucleotide exchange factor activity. The coding region runs from base 140 to 1057 and encodes 305 amino acids. The record is from RefSeq and is a predicted model, not a curated record. Lineage: Eukaryota; Metazoa; Chordata; Mammalia; Artiodactyla; Delphinidae.